ACGUCCGGCCACGCAUGCGCAGAGCGAUGGAAGCACGCGGAACGUCGAGCGUAUGCGAUAAAUGUCCUUGAAUAAAACUUGCCACCUACGGACGUGACUGUCGCGCGCGUCUUGGCGUCCACAUUAAAUUUUUUUCUCGACGGCAAUACAGCGUAUACAGCCAAUCGUACAGCCCGUGACGCAGAUGUAGCGCGUACAGCGAGUACAGCGAUCCAGCUAGCCAAGACCGCUGGCAGAUGUACGGCGGCAGAAGUACGGCAGUAGGACCGGUGGGACCCAUGACAGAACCACACGCGGCUUAGUGUCGGGGGAGAUCAUGCUCAGAUCGGCGCUGGGCCAGCCGGGCGGUGCGCGGUCUCGCAACGAUGGUUAAGAUCCACGUUCCCAAGGGACCGGUGGAGGCGGCCUACGAGUCGCCGGACGCCAAGAGCUCGCAAUGCCCCGAGAACCACCCCGACUUCGCGACCAUCCGCGUCGUCAGCCGGGUGGUGCUCUUCGUGCUGCACAAGUGCUGGAUGACGUGCGGCGUGUCCUUCGUCACCGUCUUCGUCGUCUACUGGUACUGCAGCAGUGUGCUGGCGCUCCUGCUGCUCUUCUUCUCACUGUCAGGACUGGUGUACCAGCUGGGGGACUGGCUGCUGUACCACCCGGAGCAGCCGCCCCACUCGCGGCUGUACGUGCCCUCCCCGUCCCUGGUGGGGCUGCCCUGCUGGGAGGCGCCCCCCGUGCACACCCGGGACGGCCUGCGCCUGCACGCCCUAUUCGUGCGCCAGCCUCCUGACCGCUUCGGUCAGGCCCCGACCCUGCUGUACCUGCACGGAAACGCGGGCAACAUCGGGCACAGGCUUCACAAUGUGGCCGGGCUGUUCCACCAGUGCGGCUGCAACGUUCUGCUGGUGGAAUACCGUGGCUACGGACGCAGCGAGGGCACCCCAAGCGAAGAGGGGCUGUACCGGGAUGCCCAGGCGGGCCUGGACUUCCUGGCGCAGCACCCGGGGCUGGACGCAACCAAGCUGCUGGUCUUCGGACGUUCCCUGGGCGGUGCCGUGGCCCUGGACUUGGCGUCGCGGCCGGAACAUGCCUGCCGCCUGCUGGGCAUCGUGGUGGAGAACACCUUCUGCUCGGUGCCCGAGGUGGGACGCCUGCUUUUCGGCUGGCUGCGGUGGUUGCCGGACUUUUGCUUCAAGAGCCAGUUCCGGUCCAUUGACAAGGUGCCUCGGGUGAGGGUCCCCGUGCUGUUUCUGUCGGGCCUCUCGGACGCCCUCGUGCCCCCGUCCAUGACCCAGCGACUGUACCAGAAUUGCGGCAGUCCCAUGAAGAGGCUAGCAACCUUCGAGUCUGGGACCCACAACGAGACCUGGCUGUGCAAGGGAUACUACCCCACCUUGAGCCUCUUCAUCAACGACCUCGUGGCGAGGCAGAAGGAGCAGAAGGACGCACCGGAGUGGCCCAGCGACCAGACGUGCAUCCACAUUCCCGCCGACGUCAUCUGAGCCCUCCCGGCUAGGCCCGGGUGCCGCCACCGGCGUGCAACAGGACCGUUCCGUUUCUUCUUCAGUUGGGGGCUACGCUUUGGGACUCCAGUUGUGACAGCUUUGAGAACGUGCCUCUCCAGUCAGGAGGUCGUUUGUACAUAGUUUACGCCGAAACGUAAUAAAGAAGUGCACUCCAUUG
Ixodes scapularis (black-legged tick) is the source of this 1674-nucleotide messenger RNA. Its product is annotated as protein ABHD13. Gene Ontology annotation, molecular function: palmitoyl-(protein) hydrolase activity. The record is from RefSeq and is a predicted model, not a curated record. Gene Ontology annotation, cellular component: membrane. Bases 366 to 1493 code for a protein of 375 amino acids. NCBI's taxonomy places the organism in Eukaryota, Metazoa, Arthropoda, Arachnida, Ixodida, Ixodidae. The transcript has 7 exons.